Molecule: messenger RNA, 1794 nt
Organism: Parasteatoda tepidariorum (common house spider)
Lineage: Eukaryota; Metazoa; Arthropoda; Arachnida; Araneae; Theridiidae
Product: KICSTOR subunit 2
Biological process (GO): cellular response to glucose starvation; negative regulation of TORC1 signaling; protein localization to lysosome
Cellular component (GO): KICSTOR complex
Source: RefSeq, a predicted model, not a curated record
GUUCGAUCUUUUAAAGUAAAUUAAUGUUGUCAUUGUCACUCGAUUACAACGAGCUCGAUUACAAAAGUAAAUUUAAACCAAAACUUGUCAGAAUCUAAUAAGUCAUGUUAGCUCUUAUAAUUUAGUUUUUAUAUUUUUAUUCAAUGGAUUGUUUUCAACUAAAAAUAGUUUGCUUUGAUUAAAUUGGAAAAAUGUCUGAGAACGUUGAAGAUAUCAUUGCUAAACAGCAAGCUAUUCUAGAUGAGUAUUUCAGUCUGUUAGGAAAUUUUGCGUAUGACAAAGCAAAAGAAUUUUUGGAAAAAGAACGAGAUGUAGCAGUAAAAAAUCAUGCAGUUGCCCCUUUCUUUAGUUCUGCCUUGUCAGCCUUUGCAGCUUUAGCUCCUGCUGAAAAGAGUUAUUCAAAUUUUAUGUUCCUUGGACCAAAGGGUUUUUUACGAAAGGAUAGUACCUUAAAAUCAACCUAUGAAACCCUUUUAAAUGAGUAUCAAAAACUUGAAGACAAACACUAUAUAACUCCUGUAUCAACACCUACCAUGUCUCCAACAUCAUCCUGUCGAACACCCUCUCCACCCACUGCCCUGCCAUCACCUUCUCCAAUCAGUGCCUGCAGUGAAGUUUCUGGAUCAACUGCUAGUUCUAUAAGUAUUGGUAGCUCAGCACGUGGUAGUGUACACACUUUUCCUACUUACCUUGGGGAAGAUAUUCUGGAAAAUUUAGCUAGUCAUUUAUGUGGACAAUUAUUGAGUUAUGUUAGGGCACGCUUGAAGACAAUGGAGUUUUAUGAAAAAAUGCAUUCCAUGAGUUCAACUAGAUUUAUGAAGUUUGAACAGCUAUUAGCGAUGAUAUCAGAUAUUGUAAAAUCAAAUCAGAAACUUUUCCAUCAUCCUAUGUUAUCACCACUAAAGUCCUCUUUUAGCUCUGAAUGUGAGAUUUUGGUGAAAUUACUUGAAGCUGAAAUACACAUGCAAAACUGGAGAUUUUUGCCUUCACUGUUGUGCUUGCAUGAUGCUCAUUCAAAAUUAGGUGCCUGGCUCUCAUUACCGAAAGAUGUGAAAAAGUCAUCUAGCUUUUUUAAACCAGCACCUCCUCCUCUUCUAUACAAUUGGUUGAGAACUUUGAAAUCUGCUCUAGUCUCAAAAUUCACAUUAUAUUUUCAUGAAAAUUUAAGCAAGCAAACUACUCCUCCGGAAAUGAAAAGUUUUUGUUCCAAAGCUUCUGUCGACUAUUUCUCCAAGAUUAUGACAUUUCAAAAACGUUAUGAUGUUGCCUGUUUAGCCAUCGUUCUUGAUACAAAUGGUCUUGAGGGAUAUGCUGGUCAUGGAUACACCUGUCCUGGUAAACAUUAUGAAGCACCCAAAGGGCUUGAUUCAUUUCCAACAAUAGUUUCUUAUCCUCCAAAUUUUUUCUCUCAAGAAAAACAUUCUUGUCAUUGGCCAAGUGUUGUAAUGAUCAUGAAUAACAAAGAACAAGAUAUUAGAAACACUGAUACUGCUGUCUCAUUUUAUGAUCUUAGGAUGAAUGCAACAUACUUCAUGUCUAAAAUUGAAGCAAGAAUGACACUAGUUGUAAUUUUCGAAAGUAAAAAAACAGACAGAGACACUCAUAUCCAUAGGUUUAUGCACGGUAUCUGCACUCAAUUGAGAGGAAACAAAUUAUUUUCAAGUUUGAAGCCUGGUUCUAAAUAAUCUACUCCAAACAUUUCUUGUGGCAUUGAUUUGUUGAUUCAAAUUUUAUAUCGAAAUUUAUAAUCACUUUUGAUAUAUAUAAAUGUAUAUUUAUGUUGUAUGGUUUAAA